AUGAAGUAUCCUCCCUUCUACUUCCCCUUGUCGCUUCCAUUGGGAUUCGUUCACAGCGAUAGAUCACACCGGCAACAAGAGCCUCUUUAUAGUCCUACUCCUCUUCCAAAAAGACUAGCUGCCCUUCUUCCUUCUACGCCGUCCAUUAUUUGUUUCACUGACUCAGGCAUUUUCUCAGGAGCCGAAUCUGAGCUGAGAGAUGCUAGGCUAGGUCUCGUCUAA
This is a messenger RNA of Dovyalis caffra, 222 nucleotides long. The record is from the annotation of a GenBank genome assembly. NCBI's taxonomy places the organism in Eukaryota, Viridiplantae, Streptophyta, Magnoliopsida, Malpighiales, Salicaceae.